Molecule: messenger RNA, 6112 nt
Organism: Chlamydomonas reinhardtii
Lineage: Eukaryota; Viridiplantae; Chlorophyta; Chlorophyceae; Chlamydomonadales; Chlamydomonadaceae
Exons: 20
Coding region: 332-4618 (1428 amino acids)
Biological process (GO): mismatch repair
Cellular component (GO): nucleus
Molecular function (GO): ATP binding; mismatched DNA binding; ATP-dependent DNA damage sensor activity
Source: RefSeq, a predicted model, not a curated record
CAUCUGACACAAACACCAUUAUGUAGACCACCAAAACAUGUUAAGACGAGUGCAGCCGCUGCGGCCGGUGGCCUUGUUGACCCGCGGGUGCCAAAACCUGGUCGCGGCGGUUUUCAGCGUCAAGAGACCCCAGCACGCGGUGACGAGACCUCCUUCUUACUGCACACCACUAGUGCCUCCUCACAAACCGCUUAGCAAGUAUGCGCUGGGCGGGGAGAUCCCUCAGCGCAUUAGCCGUCGGGGGACCGUCUACCGGCUGCUUUGCUCGGCAACCAGAGCGCAUGGCGAUGAUACCAUCACGCCAGAAGCUUCCCAAUACUGGCGCAAGCAGAUGGCUGCCAUCGAAAAGCCGGAGCUUAGCGGGCUGCUGGGCUCCCUGGACUGGGAGCACCCCCUGGGGCUGGCCAAGCUCCGCGCCAAGUCGCGCAUACAGUGCUACGGCGAGUUCCUCAGCGCGAAGAAGAAACACAGCACGGCGGUGGUGCUGGUACGGAUUGGUGACUUCUACGAGGCAGUGGGUUUCGACGCGCUGGUGCUGUGCCAGCACUGCGGCCUCAACCCCAUGACGCCGCUGUCGGGCGUGGCCAAGGCCGGCUUCCCCAAGGCGCCCAGCACGCUCAGGCAGCAGCUCAACAGGCUCAUAGGAGCCGGGUUCGUGGUGGCCAUAGUGGAGGAGGUGGGCGACCUGGCCCGGGGCUCCGGCCGGGCGGGCGGCGGCUUCAGCGCGCUGCCCACCAAGGUGCGGCAGCUGAUGCCGCUGGUGAGCGCCUCCAGCCCCUACUACCUGUUUGGGGACGUGGAGGAUGAGGCCGUGGCGGUGGACGACACGCCGCUGCCCAGGCCCAUCACAGGCGUGUCUGUGCCCAGCGGCGACGGCUACCGGCUGUUCCGCUACUGCGCCGCCCGCAACCGGCUGGACGUGACGGCGCUGCUGGGCGCGGAGGCGCUGGCGGCGCAGCUGCACGCCACGGGCCUGGCGCAGCCGCUGUACCUGCACACCAGCGUGGCGGAGAGGGAGAGACAGCAGGCGGCGGCGGGAGGCAGGAGGGCGUCUCUGGCCCGCGAGCUGGCCUCACAGCUCGGCGUCACAGUGGCCGAGUUCAAGUCCGCGCCGCCGCCCGCUGGAGUCCGCGCCGCGGCAGCGGCAGCAGCGGCGGCGGUGGCAGCUGCGCGCAGUGGUGGCGGCGGCGGAGUGGCCGGCAGCAGCGAGGCCUGGGAGGGCGUGGCCGGCCCCGACGUGGGCGGCUUUGUGGCCACGCUGUGCCGGCAGCUGGGGCUGGACCGGACCACCAGCGACUGCAUGAAGUUGUCCGUGGGUGGCUCGGCCCUGCCAGCCGACGACGGCGGUGUGGCGCCGGCCCCGCUGCCGCCGUCGCUGUCCACAGUGACGCAGCUGGGGCUGGGCGGGGCGCGCGGCGUGCCGUCGCUGCUGGCGGCGGCCCUGGGUGACGGCGUGCCGGCGGCUGUGCGGGACUGGUUCCGGCUGCUGCUGCUGCUGCCGCCGCCGCCCACCGCCGCUGAGGACAUCCGGGUGGUGUGUGGACACCUGGCGGCGCCCGGUCCUGGGGCGCCCGCGCUGCCUGUGAUGGUCACGUCCAUUGCCGGGCCGCGCAUCAUCGCGCUGCUGCAGACGGGCGUGGCGGGGCACAACACACUGCGGGAGAUGCACGUGAUGCUGACACGUGUGGUGGACCUGCUGGUGCUGCCCGGCCCCGCCAUGGCUGAGAUGCACUGCGCGCUGCUGGGCGUGCUGCGCUGGUCGCUGGACGCACGCGGCGGCACCGCCUGGGCCGAGGUGCCGCCGCAGGAGCUGGCGAACAAGUGCCGGGCGGCGGCGGAGGCCAUUGCCGCGGUGGUGCCGCAGGCGGCGGAGCUGGCGGCCCUGGGCGGCAUGGCGGAGGCGGCGGGCGGCAGCCCCACCGGCAGUCGGGAUGAGGAUGAGGGUGAGGGCGAGGCAGCGGAAGUAGCGCCGGCCAGGCCGGUGGUGUUGGGUGCGGGCGGCCUCCCCCAGCUGCAGCUGCCCGCCGCGCUGCAGCCCUUCCUGCCGCCGCCGGGGGCUCCGGGCGCGCGCCUGGCUGCUGACGCGCUGUGGGAGGUGGGGCGGCUGGUGGGGCGGCUGGAGCGGUACCGGCUGGCGGUGCGGCCGCAGUGCAUGCGGGUGCAGGCGAGCCAGGUGGAGUCGCGGCGCGCGGCCCUUGUGUCCGAGCUGCUGGUGCUGGCGGCGGCGAUGGAGAAGGCGCGGGUGGCGGCGGAGGUCCGACUGGCGCCGCACGACGACGCGGUGUGGGUGCGGCUGGUGGGAGCUGGAGGCAAGCGGCUGACGGGUGCCGCCGAGCGCAACGCGCAGGAGCAGGUGCGCACUGCCGGCGGGCUGGAGCUGGUGCGGCCGCUGAACCGCAAGGGGCGGCCCGAGGCGGACCGCUGGACCAGCCGCGCGGUGCAGGCCGCCACCCUGGCCUACGUGGAGGCGGUGGAGGCGGCGGACAAGGAGUCCCGGCGCCUGCUCCGUGACCUGUGUCGCGACCUGCACUCGGGCCCCGGCGGCCACCUGGUGGCGCUGCUGGCCGCCAACGAGCUGGCGGUGGCCUUCGCGGCGCUGGCCGCACACGUGGUGCGGGCCAAGCAGGCGGGGUGGAACUGGCCCGACAUGCCGCGGGCGCACACGCUGGCUCCGCCCGGCAGCCCCGCCGCCGGCUGCUGCCCGGGCCGGCGGGUGGACCUGCGGCUGCCGGGGCUGUGGCCGUACUGGAUGGACCCGCGGGAGGCGGUGCGCAACGACGUGCGCUGCGAGGCGGGCCGUCUGGCGCUGCUGACCGGGCCCAACAUGGCGGGCAAGUCCACUGUGCUGCGCAGUGUGGCGGCCGCCGCGCUGCUGUCCGUGUGCGGCCUGGCGGUGCCGGCGGGGCACGGGCACGGAUACCCGCCCAACCCGACCUCCGCCUCCGCCUCCUCCGGGUCCGGCCUGCGCCUGGCGCUGUCUGCCACGUGGCUGCGGGCCCUCAGCCUGCGCAACUUCAGCGGGGACUCGCCCAUGGAGGGCAAGAGCGCGUUUGCAGUGGAGAUGGAGGACACGGCCAACACGCUGGCUGUGUCGCGGCGCGAGCGCAGCAGCAGCCUGGUGCUGCUGGACGAGCUGGGCAAGGGCACGGAGGUGGUGGCGGGCAGCGCGCUGGCGGCCGCGGUGGUGGAGGACCUGGUGGCGGCGGGGGCGGCGGGCGUGUUCGCCACGCACCUGCACGACCUGGUCUACCUGCUGCGGCCGCUGGAGCAGCAGCGCAGGCUGCAGUUCUGGGCCAUGGAGGUGCGGCCCGAGCCGUGUGCCGGUGGUGCCGGUGGUGCCGGUGGUGCCGGUGUGGAGGUGCUGCGGCCCACCCGGCGGGUGGUGGAGGGGCAGGUGUGCCUGCGCAGCCUGGCCCUGCAGGUGGCGGCGGACUGCGGGCUGCAGCGCGAGGUGCUGGCGGCGGCGGCGGCACACGAGGUGGUGCUGGGCGGGAUGAUGACGGCCGCCCGCGCCGCCGCCUACAGCGCACAACACCACCCCCAGCAGCUGCAGCCGCUGCAGCCGACCCACGGAGCCAGCGCCGGCGCGGCUGUGGGCGCGGCUGGCGAGGCGGCUGUGGGCGCGGCGGCGGCGCAGAGCUGCUGGCCGCCUGUGCGGCGUGUGGGCGAGCCCGGCACGCCCGUGGAGGCGGCCCUGCAGGAGGAAGCGGCCGAGUGGGCGGAGGCGCCGCUGGUGGUGCGCCACAGCGGCAGCAGCAGCGCGGCCAGCAGCAGCCAGGGGCAGCAGGGGCAGGGGCAGCAGGAGCAGGAGGAGCCCAGCGCGCCCGCCUGGCCGGCCGCCGAGGAGACGUGGCCGGCAACGGAGGCGGGGGCGGCGGGGGCGGCGGCUGCCGUCGGCGCCGCGGCGGAGGCGGCCCCAGCAGCGGUGCCGGCAGGGCCGGAGGCGGGCACGACGGGACGUGGGGCGGUGUCUCCGCAGGAAGCUGACUCGGUGCUGCUGCUCGUGGGCCGCGACCUGCGCCACCUGGUGCGGGAGGCGGUGGCGGCGGCGCGAGUGGCCAGCGGCGGCGAGGCCCUGGAGGCGGAGAUAGGCCACAUACACUGGGUGGACGCGGACCUGGUGCCGGCGCCGGGGCACAGCGGGCAGUCGGCGGUGUAUGUCCUGCGGCAGUGGGACGGGCAGCUGUAUGUGGGCGAGUCGGACGACGUCAGGGUCCGCGUGAAGGAGCACCGCAGCAGGGAGACGCGGGAGCGCAAGGCGGCCAACAAGUCGCUGACCGUGCCCGGCUCCCGCGGCGCGCGCGUGCACACCAGCCUGCGCGCCGUGUACUGCCUGGUGCCCAGCGAGGCGGGCGGCAGCAGCGCCGCCAAGGACAUCGAGGCCGCACUCAUCCGGCGGGUGGCGGCGGCGGGCUGGGCGCUCAGCUCGGACCACGACAGGGCGCGCAGCCUCAGGCACAACCCCAGCCUGCCGCGGCAGCGGAAGAAGGAGCAAGCGCCAGAGCAGGAGCGGGAGGAGGCGCCCGAGCAGGAGCGGGAGGAGGAGCGGGAGGAGGGCCCAGCGCCGCGCCGCCGUACUCGCAAGGCGCAGGGCCCCAGCAAGCGUAAGGCCGAGUAGGCGCGGACAAGGCUGGCAUGUGUGCCUCCGCACGUCAGCGGGCGCACACCGGCCGUGAGCGGGCCUGUGCGGGUGUACGGCUGCGGGCGGCCGUGUGUGGAGCUGCAGGCGGCCGUGUGCGGCCAUGUGCGGGCGCUGUUCCCUCACCGCCCGGGUUCCCGCCGCGGCGGCCGCCCAGACAGCGGCGGCGGCUGCAGUCCGGGCAGCGCCCACGCGGCAGCCAGCAUGCGCACGGAUGGGGUCGGGCUGCGUGUAAGGCAGUGUGUGGGCAUGACGCCUGCAUGCGCCUGAGAUGUACUGUUACGGUAUGUGCGGUGUUGAGCGUGAGACGGAGGCAGGGGCCGGGAAGGGGUGCAGCCGCCGUUCGCCUGCACCUACCUGCACUAAUAGGACAAGAUCGCGACAGGCAGUGCAGGCCGACACAGUGGGUGCAGCGAUGCACUGGCAGGAUGGAAAUAAAGUUACCUUUAACGUGGCUUUCGGAGCGGCUGGAGCGAAGUAGGACAAAGUAUACAGUAGCGUUAUGUGAGUUGGUGCGAAUGAGGCAUCCAGGCUCGAACGGCAUGAGGCCAUAAUAUGCCAAUUCACCAGUUUCUGAAGGUUUCGUGCCUCGAGGUACGGCUUUGUGGCGCGCUCCAGGACGCUAGCCUGCGCGGGGUGCCCUGCACACGUACUGAUGUUGCGCACAUGUACGGUCGCUCUGUGGCGGCUGGGCUGUGGUAUGGUGCCCCGUCAGCGCGGUACCGUACACGUCUGGAUCCGGCUGUGGGGCUGAGUGGUGGUGCAGCCCUGCCUGGGCGGCUGCUGGGCCUGUGGACGCUGAGGCUGGGUUGCAGUGGCGCGCGGCUGUGGACCGUGCAUGGACGCGGCCUCGGCCGCUGUGGAGUCGGGAGUUGUAAACCGGGCGCGUGCAGGCGUGCUCCGCCGCCGGCACCUGCUGUGGGGCCUCCCGCGCCAUGGCGACGCCCGAGGCUGUUGGCUCCAUGAGACCCAUGCGGCCAUGGCACUACUGGUACCUGACGACGUGACGGCAACACCCAACAACCAAACUUGCGACGCCAAGACAUGGGCGAGUGGCUGGUAGUCGCGGCAGAAGCGGUUUGGACAACAGGACAAGUACGAUAUACUUUGGGAACCGACACACGCACGCACGGACAGGGUCUGGGGGGCUUCGCCCCCCCACCACCCCCGAUUCGCUUCGCUUGGUGGGCCCAGCCCAAACAUCGGGGUACGAUACGGCAUGCACAGAUGGCGGGUGCUUGUCCUGAGUCCCUAAGUUCGUGCUGUUCGUGAAUCGCUUGUGUGGUCCUGAACAGGGCACUUGGGUUGAUGUUGCGGAUGGUGGUUUGUGCGAGCGGAGUGCGCCAGGGCGAGCCAGCAGCGAGUGCUAUGGCGGCAUGCAUACGUGCAAGGCGCUAUGCACGGCAGCUCUGCGUGCGCUGUCAUUUCAUGGAUAAGCCCAUGUGCAUCACAGAUUAAGUAGCCUCGCUCCGU